AGGUUUUUGUUUUUACGAUGAAUGCAUCAAGAAUGCUAUCAUCAAUUUCAAAGAAAAUCAUCAAACCUUUUACUCCCUCACCAUCUACUCAAAGAUGGCACAAACUUUCCCUUUUGGAUCAAGGCAUGACUCACUCUUAUAUGCCAUUAGUUUUUUUCUACCCCAAAAACCAAGUAAAUGCUAUCCCAAAUGGGCCUAAACAACUAUCAAAUCUUCUAGCAGAGUCUUUGUCAAAAACUUUAACUUGUUACUAUCCAUGGGCUGGAAGUCUAAAGGAUAAUGCCACCAUUGAGUGUGAUGGCAAAGGAGCUGAGUUCUUGGAAAUCCAAAUUGAUUCUCCCAUGGACGAAGUUGUUCAUCACCCUGAUUCAAAUGUCAAAGAUUUGACAUUUCCUCAAGGUGUACCUUGGGAUAAUGGCGUGGGUCGCGCCUUAAUUGUAGCUCAAUUAAGCCAUUUUGAUUGUGGAGGAAUAGCACUCAGUGUCUGCAUGUCACACAAAAUAGGAGAUGGAAGCAGUGUUCACUGUUUCUUGAGGGAUUGGGCUUCAUUAACUCGAAGCUCAAGUACAAUUAGACCAUCUCCUUUUUUCGUUGAGGACUCCAUUGUACCAUCGCCAAUUGGUCCAUUGGUGUCACCUGUUAUUGGAUUACAUAUCGACCAAUGUGUUCAAAAGAGGUUUAUUUUCUCUAGCACAAAGCUAAGUGCACUAAAAUCCUCAAUCGCCUUGCAAAAUGUGACGAGCAACGAAGCCGUGAAUGCACUUCUCUAUAAAUGUGCUGCCUUUUCUGCUAGGGCGGUCAAUUCGUGUUCAUUCAAGCAAUCUCAGUUGAUUCAGUACUCAGAUUUGCGAGCAAUGAUUUCACCCCAGCUACCACCAAACUCCAUAGGAAAUCUCCUUACCAUAUUCUCGUCACCGAUAUAUGACAACGAGGAAGAACUCAAGUUACCAAAAUUAAUAACCGAUAUAAGAAAGUCGAAAACAAGCCUCUUUACAAGAAAUAAUAUUGAAGAAAAUGAGUAUGCUAUUGAGAUGCUAGAUGCAUAUAGAACAAGGAUGGGGCCAUCCCAAAAAAGGAAAUGUGAUAUUUACUUUUCGAGUAGCGUAUGUAAGUUCCCAUUAUUACAAGAUUUAGAUUUUGGAUUUGGGAAGCCAAUUAGAGCAAGCAUUGCAAAGGGUCCAUUAAACAAGUUUUUUCACUUGAUGAAGACAUAUGAUGGAGGAAUUGAAGCACAUGUUAACUUGGAUGAACAAGAAAUGUCUGUGUUCGAGCAUGAUAAGCACCUUCUUGAAUUUGCUACUCCCGUUGGUCAUUAAUUCAAUUUCACAGAGUUCGAUCAAACUUACUCGGGAUUGAGUCGCAGUGAUAAGUUAUUGUCCCAAACAACUUGAAUUUCAUUUCUGAAUUUCGAAUUAUUCUUUCUGUUGUAUUGUUUGU
Molecule: messenger RNA, 1437 nt
Organism: Capsicum annuum
Lineage: Eukaryota; Viridiplantae; Streptophyta; Magnoliopsida; Solanales; Solanaceae
Product: acyltransferase Pun1-like
Exons: 1
Coding region: 18-1316 (432 amino acids)
Source: RefSeq, a predicted model, not a curated record